Messenger RNA from Selaginella moellendorffii, 1256 nucleotides. Its product is annotated as GDSL esterase/lipase At2g04570. Gene Ontology annotation, molecular function: lipase activity. The record is from RefSeq and is a predicted model, not a curated record. The transcript is spliced from 7 exons. Gene Ontology annotation, biological process: lipid metabolic process. NCBI's taxonomy places the organism in Eukaryota, Viridiplantae, Streptophyta, Lycopodiopsida, Selaginellales, Selaginellaceae. The coding region runs from base 91 to 1173 and encodes 360 amino acids.
CCGCGAGGCAGCUCCUGCAGCUUUAAAUCCAUCGACAAGGAGUGGUGCUUGUGAUCUUGCCGCAAGCGCCGACUGUGAAUCGGAUGAUCCAUGGGAAGAAUGGCAAUGGCUGGCGGAGCUCUUGCCUUGGUUUUCCUUGCGCUGCUCCCCAGAGGCUCGUGCCAGAAUGACUCGCAAACUCCCGCAUUGUUCGUGUUUGGAGACUCGCUGGUGGACGCCGGGAACAACAACUACUUGAACACUUUCUCCCGGGCAAACUUCCCACCUUUCGGGAUGAACUUCGACCAGCACCGAGCUACGGGGAGAUUCACCGACGGGAGGCUCAUACCCGACUACAUAGCUUCGUUUUUGAAUCUUCCAUUCCCUCCUCCUUACCUGGGAGCUGGAGGAAACGUUCUUCAAGGAGCAAACUUUGGAUCCGGAGGCGCAGGGAUCCACAACAGUACUGGGGCUGGCAUGGGAGAUCACGCUCCCUUGUAUAGACAAAUCGAGUACUUCCGGGAGGCAAAGGAAGCGCUCGACUCGUCACUGGGAGCUUACAACUCGUCCCUGCUCGUCUCCAAGUCCAUCUUCUACAUCUCCAUUGGCAACAACGACUUCGCAAACAAUUACUACAGGAACCCCACGCUCCAGAGAAACUACACUCUCGACCAGUUCGAGGACCUCCUCAUCUCCAUCCUUCGUCGCCAGAUCAAAGAACUCUAUGGCUUGAACGCUCGCAAGUUCGUCAUCUCUUCGGUGGCCGCGCUGGGAUGCAAUCCAAUGUCGCUCUACAUCUACAGGCUCGAGACGCCCGGCCAGUGCGCCAGUGACUACGACGGUGCCGCGCGAAGCUACAACCGCAAACUCCACGCCAUGGUCGAGGAGCUCCGCCUCACGCUCAUCGAGAGUCAUAUGGUUUACGCCAAUCUCUACGAGAUCAUGACCGCAACCAUCAAAAACGGCACUGCUCACGGAUUCUCGAAUGUUAACACGCCGUGCUGCCCUUUCGGGAGCUACUUCGAGUGUUUCAUGUUUGCUCCGACUUGCACCAACGCGUCCGAGCACGUUUUCUGGGAUUUGUUCCACCCGACUGGAAGAUUCAACCACUUGGCUGCGCGGAGAUUUUGGUUCGCUGCUCCAAAUGGCUCCGAUGUGUGGCCUUUCAACAUCCACCACCUCUCCAAACUUUAGAGGAUCUUGUCCACCAUGUUGAGCAAAGAUAAAAACCAUCUUUUUCUUACAGAAAAAAUGUUUGUUUGAUUGGUUUUCCUGUA